AACAUCACCGAAUUUAUUUUGAACGAAUCAACUGGAUUUGAUGGACGAAGAGGUUUCGCUGUAAAUGUAAGAAAGUCAGUAAUAUACAGGGUGUCCCAAAAGUCAUCCCCAAGAGGUUUCUGCAGAACAGCUAAUUCUGCAGGACAUUUUCGUUUCUCUCCCUGCCUCUGGGCAAUUUCUUAUUUUCUAGUAUAGUGGUGUAUGAGACCAGAUGUAAAUCGUCAGUUUUAGAAAAUAGAUCAUUUGGGUAAUUCAACGACUCAUAAAAAUAGAAAAAACACAUUUAUUUUCAGUUUCACCGUUUUUAUUUAGGUCAAGGCUAUUCCAUACCAAUCAAAAGGCUCGACGGCAUUAAAUUACAAUACUCCUCCAUCGCCAGGUAUUACACAAUAUUAUAUCACUCAAAUAGUUCAUGAUUUGAUUAUACAAUGUCCAUAACCACGAACCGAAUAAAUUUGUAAUCAAUGAAGUUGGCUAGAUCCCAGCCUAAUAGUCGACGUUUUAAUUAUUACCUUUUUAUCAUAACAAUGUUAACUUCCAAACCUGUGAAUUGACAACGCGUGACGGAUUAUUAUCGCAUGUUUAAUAAGCAAUUAAAGAAUGUUAAUGACAUUCCUAAUUAUCACAUCUUAUUUAUUAAAUUCUGUAGCGAAACUGACUAAAUCACUCAUAGUGACAUUCGCGACACCAAAGCCAAUGCAGACGACGUUUCCAUCGCCAUCGGGUCCAAAAGUAACACAGACGACGUUUCCACCGGGUACGAGAACUGAUUUUUUUCACAAUAUAUUAAGUCUGUUAUUUGAACUUCUCACCAAAAUGUAAGAACGAACUUACAUUCGUACGUCAUUUAAGACGAGAAUAAAUAAAAGGCGAAAAAAGAGCACGUGUUUGACGUACAAUGGUCAAUGGAGAGCUUAAGCAAGCGACGUUUUCGACAAUAUAUAUAUAUAUAUAUAUAUAUAUAUAUAUAUAUAUAUAUAUAUAUUUAUACAGGAACAUCUGAUUUAAAGCAUAAAUACAGGCAACAGAAAUACAACAGGUGGGAAAGCUGUCAUCUCUGACCAAAUUUAUCGCGGACGCUUUCCUUUUGCCAGCAAAAAUUGUGAAAACAACAAAAACACAGAUUCGCUAGCCUGUCUCUCGUACUGCAGUAGAGGAAAAACAAAAGAAAGCUAGCAGAUGUAAACGUUAAUAAACGUUAAUCAAGACCACAAUUAUACUUGUCGCAAUUGGGAAAUCAGCAGUCAAGAAUUCUUCGCUGUCAUGGCCGAAAUUGAAGUUUCUUGUAAAAUGUGUGUUUUUGAUGGCAAAUAAUCUCGAACAGGGACGUAAUAUUGAUGGAAUAUUACUUGAAAUUUGCAGUACAUGCAUGCAUCCAUUUGUUGUCCAGAACAAAGUAUAAAUAUUUGGUUUUUGAUGGCUCCAUUGACUUCCGGUUGGCAUGCGUGUUGUCAAAAACGUCGCGUUAACGUUAAGCUCUCUUAUAAGCAACGACAUAAGCACAAGCAAAAGACUUCAAAGUGUUUGCAAGCUAGGGGGACAAAACUGAAUGUGGCCAUGGUAAGUGACCAUAUCACGCUCUAUAUAUAAUACAUAUGAGUCACGUUUUAGGGGGAGUUACUAUUUUUAGACUUUUAUAGGGUUAGGAUUAGGGAAAGGGCUAAUUAGGAUUAUGAUUAACAUUAGGGUUACGAUUAGAGUAAGGAUUAGGGUUAAGAUAUUAGGGUUAAGUGUAAAACACAAGAGAAUACAAAAUUAUAAUUUAAACAGGUAUAACGUAACACUCCAUGUCAAUAACCGGAAAUAAAUGUUAUUUUUUAGAUCCACAAUCCACAAUUUCAAGUAAUCCCCCGUCAGGUGAGUUCAACCCGGAACCUCUUUCAUCAGUUUCAUGCGUGUGCAAUAAAUAAUCAAGACUAGCCAUGCAUGUAUAUAGUAUAACUAUAUGUGAUUGUCUUUUUGACAUUUUACAGUAUAUAAACGAUGAUCAUAAACAGGGCCUUUCAGAGAGGGGGGAAAAGGGGGCAAUUUGCCCCGGGCCCCCAGCUUAGAGAGCCCCAAAAUUUGCAAAAUUAAAAAAAAAUAAUUUGGAGACGUUUUUUUAUAUAAAUAAUGGUAUGAGAAAAAAUUUGUAGACCUAAAUUUUACAGAUGUUGGUAGAAAAGGGUUUUACCCAAUCUAUCAUUAAAAAGUAAUAUAUAAUAUGCAUACAUUAUAUUUAACAAUUAUUCACCGAGGCGAAGGCAAAGUGGAGGUGAAUAGUGCAAGGCCAAGGAUAUUCACCAAAACGCGAAGCAUUGAGGUGGAUAUUCUUGCACUAUUGCAUUCACCGACGGCGAUGCUGAGGUGAAUAAUUGUUUUAGCAUAUACCACAACAAUACAAAAAUGACCAAAAAACGAAAAUAAUUUUUAAACAAUUUAUAUAUACUUCAGCUCCCACAAUACUGUAGUAGUAAACAAACAGUGUUUGCAAGCUUUUAUUAAUUUUAUUCAUUAGAAAUAGCUUUUAAAAAUACCUCUGAACGCGCUCUGUUAAACAAACCUUUGUGUCUUUCCUAUAUUUUGCGAAACCGCAGCUUCGUUCAGGGAAAUUAAGUACUUUUAUUAUGCCGAGGAGGGGGGGGGGGUGUGAAGAUGUCUUAAAAAAAGCUCAUAUUUUUACAGGGCCCCUGUUGAGGUUAUUGGUGAAUUUUCAAUGCCCCACCCCAGAAUCUGGAAUCGAAGGGGUACAAUCCGGAAUUCUCUCUUAUCGUAGAUACAAUUUGCAGUUCCUCAAGAUGUCUGAUAUACUCAAGAACGUGCUUCUCCUCAACAAAAAUACUGACUUGCUGCUAGCUUCUUUCACCUCAUGUUUACCUUCAAAAAUGUUUACAAUUUUGAAGCUCUAGGACUGCAUUUCUGGCGUUUUCUAAAGCAAAUUCGCAAACAAAUUGGAUGUGAAUUGACUGUAUUUUACAAAAAUGGUUAUCAUUUCACAGAAAUAAUUACUUUAUUACGCAAAUUUUACCUGAAAAUGUCAAAAUUUUAACUUGAAUUUUACCUGAUUUUUGCCUGCGUUUCACAGUGGUUUUUACACCCCCACAAUCCAAACCCCCCCCCCCGUCGCUAUACGUCCCUGACAACCAUUCCUUGCGAAUAUAUAAUGACUUAAAUUUUCAGUAAUCUGCCAUUUUGUUCUAUUUUUAGUAACAAUAUGGCGGAUUUUUCGAUAUUUGUGUCGCCAUUAAAAUGGUUGUAUUUAGAAACAGAUUUCAGUUUUAAAGUACUCUUAGUCUGCUCUUCCAAAUGGAUUUAUAAAAUCACCAAUAGCUUAUUUUUAAUUUUUGGCGCCAAGUUUGUGACGUAAUUUACCCGCCAAAAAGUAGCAAUUCCAAAAACAAAAAACAUACGAUUUGUAAGAAUGAUAUGUUCUACAUUCAUGGAAAAUUUGGUAGCAACAGAAUGACAAUUUCAGAAGUUGAAGCAUAUUGGUGCUUUUGCAUGCAUUUUUGACAGGCGUGUUGCAGCCUUCUUUUUAAUUCUUUUACGUAUUCCAUGUGGAGCUCCCCCAUGCCAGUUAAUAUAGAAUAGAUGGUUUGGAAACUCAUUCGAAUAACAAUAUAACUCAUUAUCUAUGUUAGCUAACGUUUAUUCGUAAAUAUGUUUCUUCACCGUCACGAGACACACGACUCACGUGUGUAUUAUAUUUUUGCCAUGUCCACCAAUAGCAAUUUUCCCUAUUGUUUGCAUGAGUGAUGGAUAGGAUCAACUUUCCUAAAACAUUGCUAUUGGUUAGUCGGGUAAAAAUAUACAAUACGCACGUGAUGGUGAAAGACCAGAUUUAUGAAUAAACGUCACUAACAUAGACAAUGGGUUAUAUUGUUAUUCUAAUGAGUUUCCACAUCAUCUAUUCUAUUAACUAUGGUGGGAGUGAACAUUCCAGGCCCUUACUGGACCAAAACUUUGAAAAGUUUAUAGCCCCCCCCCCCUUUGGUAUAUCGAGAACUUUCAAAGCCCCGCAUUAAAAGCCAGGAAAUAUUUCGGUGCCCCCCUUAACAUCUUCAUUCCCCCUCGGCAUAAUAAAUGUACUUUCCCUUAGUACAAAAGUUUGCUCGUAUGUAUAAACCAAUGCAAUGGUGCAAACCGAAACGAAACGCCAUUUUGUCUUUCUCCGCGGUUGAAUCAAUGAGCCAUUUAGCGGAAAACUAUACCUGGUAUACAAUUAUAUAUGUAUUUAUCAUCAGUUUAACUCAACUAUUUAAUCUAAUGUAAUCUUAUAAAAACAAUAUAAAAAUUAAUAUUUCACUCAUUUCACGGCUACUGCAGUUGAACUACGAAACUAAAGCUUAAGUAACUAUGUUUUCAGCGAAAGGCGGUCAGACAGGGGACAAGACAGCAACAACUCUAAUAUUCUCACUAUCUGUGUUUGCCGUUGUCAUCAUUGCUACACUUGGCCUCGUUAUAAAGUGGUGUAAGAAUAGGCCGAAGCCGGAUCCGUUACCAAUCAUACCACAACGUAAGUCGUAA
Molecule: messenger RNA, 4506 nt
Organism: Paramuricea clavata
Lineage: Eukaryota; Metazoa; Cnidaria; Anthozoa; Malacalcyonacea; Plexauridae
Source: the annotation of a GenBank genome assembly